Messenger RNA from Phyllostomus discolor (pale spear-nosed bat), 1948 nucleotides. It is a transcript of the gene PRXL2C, whose product is annotated as peroxiredoxin like 2C. Bases 137 to 862 code for a protein of 241 amino acids. Lineage: Eukaryota; Metazoa; Chordata; Mammalia; Chiroptera; Phyllostomidae. The record is from RefSeq and is a predicted model, not a curated record. The transcript is spliced from 7 exons.
AGCGCCGCCUCCCCUGAGCUCCGCCCGGAAUUGCGCGGGUCUCUGGCUCCCACCUCGGUAGAGACCCGUCUGGCACCGCCUCUACGUCCUGCCGGCUCCGGCCGGCGUGAAUCCCGGCCCGCGGAAGUCGGGCACGAUGGCUGCUCCAGCCCUGGCGCCGGUCACUCGGCAGGUCAGCAGCCGAACCGCUGCUGCCCCGGACCCAAGCGGCCAGGAGCGCCGGCAACCACUGGCGGCCGCCGUGGCCGAGCUUCCCGUGCUAGACGCGUCUGGGAGGCGGGUGCCGUUCGGCGAGCUGUUUCGGGAGCGCCGGGCUGUCGUGGUCUUCGUGCGGCAUUUCCUGUGUUACACCUGCAAGGAAUACGUAGACGAUCUAGCCAAAAUCCCCAAGAACUUCUUACAAGAGGCAAAUGUCGCCCUUAUAGUGAUUGGGCAGUCAUCCUACCAUCAUAUUGAGCCUUUCUGCAAACUGACUGGGUAUUGUCAUGAAAUCUAUGUUGAUCCUGAGAGAGAAAUUUAUAAAAGAUUGGGAAUGAAAAGAGGUGAAGAAAUUACCUCCUCAGCCCAACUCAAAGGGACUCGUAAUAGCUCUUCAAGCAGAGGACAGAGCCCACAUGUAAAGUCAAAUAUACUCUCAGGAAGCAUUUGGAGCUUGUGGCGGGCAGUGACUGGCCCUCUUUUUGAUUUUCAAGGAGAUCCAGUUCAGCAGGGCGGAACCCUCAUUUUAGGUCCAGGUCACUACAUCCAUUUUAUACAUCGUGAUAGGAAUAGAUUGGAUCACAAACCCAUCAACUCUGUUUUACAGCUUGUAGGAGUUCAGCAUGUGGACUUUACAAACAGACCGCCAGUUAUCCAUGUGUGACAAUACAGACUCUGGCUCUUUCAGAUGGAACCUUAAGAUAUGGCCUUGUGUAAUAUCUAAAUUGUUGGCUCUUCACAGUCUCUGAGGAGUUAUGAAAACAUAAAGAGACAUGUACCAGUUGAUUUGCAUUUUGAGAAGCACUGAUUGUCAAAAACAUGAUGUAUAUUUGUAAUUUUAUAGCUUUUAAAGUUUUAAACAAAUAAAAUUUUAUUUUUACAAAGUAAAACUUUAAAAGCUAUCAAAUUAUAAAUACCAUUCUUUAUAUUAUGCUAUAUCUAGUCAAUGAAAAGGGUGGUUUUUUUUUUUUGGCCCUGAAAAUCAUAAAUCCUUAUAAAGAAUGUAUAAGGGGAAGGUUAAGCAACUCAACACCAUUUUAUCCAGUGUAAAAUGUAAAAAAGGAUAUUACAUUCUGAUUUUUAUUAUCACAUAUUAAACAGUAUAAUCACAUUUUUGUAUGUAUUUGUUUAUAUUUUUGUAUGCUUAGAAAAACAGACAAAAAAUAAGCACAACAGAAAAUUGCAUGUAAGUAUCUCUAUGUGGUAAGAUUUAUUUUCUUUUUUGUACUUUUCUGUAUUUCCCAACUACUACACAGUGAGUAUGAUUCAUUUUUUGGCCAGGAAAAGGUCUUUAAAAAUUUAUGAAGAAUAUUUUCCUACACAACGUGUUCCACAAGGUGCAGAUAUAUAGGUGCAGUCCACAUAUUUCUAUGCUAGGAGUUUUACUCAGAGGAAAUAGGGCAAACCACAGCUUUCAUAUAGUCUGUUCAAAGUGCCUUGCCACCACAUGAAACACUAUCCAUUUCACUAGGAUUUUUAUUUUUGUAAAAGGAGAAAAAUUAAUUUAGCUAUAUAGGGUUCAUGUUUAAAAUAUGGUGGGUAUGCUUUUUGAAAAGGAAUUUUAAGAACUGUUUAAACAAAAAAUACUUUGGAACUUAAAUAUACACUGUGGUUUGGUUAUACUCCAGCUUCCAUUUCUCACCCCCAAGUUGCUUUUAUUUAGUGGAGUAUUGUCCUUUUAUUUUUCUAGAGUCUUAAUAUGAAGUGUCUCAGAAAUUCUGAUGAAAAGUACAGCAAAACCAAAGUAUAG